AUGGCGAUGGAGUACAACAGAGGCAGUGGAGCACAGCAGCGGAGGUUUGGCGAAGGAGCACAACAGCAGAGGCGACGGCAGUGGAGCACAAUAGCAGAGUACUCCCUCCCGCCAAGUUGGAAUUUGGAAGUCGGUUUGGAAGCUCGAGUCGGAGUUUGUCUGGAUUUAGGUCCCUCUCGUCUGUUGCCUCGCCGAAGCUCCGGAAGACCUGCUCCCCGUGCAGCUCCCCGUCCUACACCUGUACGCAACCCCCCUCAGCAAGCAAGUCAUGCUCCUCCAUCCCCUGUCCAGGGUAGCAGUGGUGGAUCUUUGCUUGGCAGCCUUGGUGCCACUGUAGCUGAGGGCAUGGCUUUUGGAACCGGAAGUGCAGUUGCGCACUGGGCUGUUGAUGCUGCACUGGGCCCUCGCACCAUUCGACAUGAAAAUGUAGUCUCUGAGGCUUCUUCUGCCCCGGCCCCUACCAUGAAUGGUGUUGGCGGGGCUGAUGCAUGCAAUAUUCAUUCCAAGGCCUUCCAAGACUGCAUAAACAACUAUGGGAGUGACAUAAGCAAGUGCCAAUUCUAUCUUGAUAUGUUGAACGAGUGCCGGAGGAACACCGGUUCAGUUGGUUAGUUCUGGUGUUUGAUGAUGCCACUUGGUCCACUUCCCAACUCAAUUCUUAUUACAUUUCAAAUUACCAUUGACCUUUUUAAUGAUUGGUGGGGAUAUAUUGGUGGAUCCAUGGUGAAACUGAAGGAUUCGCGUCAAUAAUGUUGAAUACCUUGAUUUAAAUGUUAGAACAUUUUGAAAUUUGAAUA
Nelumbo nucifera (sacred lotus) is the source of this 797-nucleotide messenger RNA. The record is from RefSeq and is a predicted model, not a curated record. Lineage: Eukaryota; Viridiplantae; Streptophyta; Magnoliopsida; Proteales; Nelumbonaceae.